Molecule: messenger RNA, 336 nt
Organism: Cavia porcellus (domestic guinea pig)
Lineage: Eukaryota; Metazoa; Chordata; Mammalia; Rodentia; Caviidae
Gene: Rnasekp1
Product: ribonuclease K
Exons: 1
Coding region: 40-336 (98 amino acids)
Biological process (GO): nucleic acid metabolic process
Molecular function (GO): RNA endonuclease activity
Source: RefSeq, a predicted model, not a curated record
UGGGCUCACACUCGGCUUGAAUCCCCAACUCCCUUCUUCAUGGCAUCGCUCCUGUGCUGUGGCCCCAAGGUGGCCGCGUGCAGCAUCGUCCUCAGCGCCUGGGGAGUGAUCAUGUUGAUAAUGCUCGGAAUAUUUUUCAAUGUGCACUCGGCUGUGUUGAUUGAGGAUGUUCCCUUCAAGGAGAAAGAUUUCACGAAUGGCCCUCAGAAUAUAUACAAGCCUUACGAGCAAGUCAGCUACAACUGUUUCAUCGCCCCUGGUCUUUACCUCCUCCGCGGAGGCUUCUCUUUCUGCCAAGUUCCACUCAAUAAGCGCAAGGAAUACGUGGUGCACUAA